Messenger RNA from Zootoca vivipara (common lizard), 960 nucleotides. Its product is annotated as olfactory receptor 51G1-like. Gene Ontology annotation, molecular function: G protein-coupled receptor activity; olfactory receptor activity. Lineage: Eukaryota; Metazoa; Chordata; Lepidosauria; Squamata; Lacertidae. The record is from RefSeq and is a predicted model, not a curated record. Gene Ontology annotation, cellular component: plasma membrane. Gene Ontology annotation, biological process: G protein-coupled receptor signaling pathway.
AUGAACAUCUCCCAUUUGGGGAACAAAACCUCCAACCCCACCACAUUCCUCUUGACGGGCUUCCCUGGGCUGGAGUACGCCCAUCGCUGGAUCUCCCUCCCCUUCUGCUUCAUCUACAUGACGGUGAUCUUGGGGAACUGCACAAUCCUCCAUGUGAUCCGAACAGACUCAAGCUUGCACCAGCCAAUGUAUUAUUUCCUCGCCAUGCUGGCCCUGACCGACCUGGGCUUGUGCCUCACUACGUUGCCCACAGUGCUGGGCAUAUUUUGGUUCGAUGCUCGCGAGAUCCCUUUCAGCGCCUGCUUCACCCAGCUCUUCUUCAUUCACUCUCUCUCCCUCGUUGAAUCUUCCGUGCUCUUGUCCAUGGCCUUUGACCACUUUGUGGCCAUCUGCAACCCGCUGAGAUAUGGCUCCAUCUUGACCACCCAGAGGAUCGUGACAAUGACGCUGGCCUUUGCAUUCCGCAGCUUUUCCCUGAUUGUGCCUCUGCCCCUGCUUCUCCGCCGCUUCCAUUACUGCAGGACCAACGUCCUCUCUCACUCCUACUGCUUGCAUCUGGAAAUCAUGAAGCUGGCCUGCUCGGACAUCAUCGUCAACCACAUCUAUGGGCUGACCGUUGUGGCCUUCACAGUGGGAAUCGACUCCCUCCUGAUCUUCCUCUCUUACGUCUUCAUCCUGAAAACAGUCCUGAGCAUUGCCUCCAGAGAAGAGCGCCUCAAGGCCUUCAACACUUGCGUCUCCCACAUCUGUGCUGUCCUGCUCUUCUAUGUGCCCAUGAUAGGCCUGUCGUUGAUCCACCGCUUUGGGGAACAUGCCCCUCACAUCGUCCACAUACUCAUGUCCUACGUCUAUUUGCUGGCACCUCCUCUGAUGAACCCAGUUGUGUACAGUAUCAAGACGAAGCAGAUCCGCCAACGUAUCCUUAAGAAACUCUGUGCUGUGAAGCUCAUCCAGUCAUAA